UUUGACCUUAUUUGAAUGAAGAAUUCUGGACAUGAUAUCUGAGAUCCGACAGGUGUGACAGAAGUUCAGAGGACAUUAUACGAUGGAUGUUGCUAAGUUUUGUGUUUUGAUGGUUUUGCUUCUCAGUUCCUCUACGGCUUAUUCAAGAAGUUUCUCCAAGAGCUCGAAGAAGCACUACAACGUGGUGUGCUAUCUCGGAAGCUGGGCCAAUUACCGUCAAGGGGACGGAAAAUUCGUCAUCGAAGAUAUCGACCCAAACCUCUGCACGCACCUGAUCUAUGGAUUCGCCAAAUUAGGUUACGACAAUAAAAUAGCAGCCUACGACCCAUAUCUGGAUCUGAAAGAAAACUGGGGACUUGGUGCUUAUGAGAGAUUCAACAACCUGAAGAAAAAGAAUUCUCACCUGAAGACAUUGCUGGCCAUCGGCGGAUGGAAUGAAGGUUCGACGAAGUAUUCGAACAUGGCGAGGACGGCCAGCAGCAGGAAAGUCUUUGUCGACAGCUGCGUCGAGUUUCUUACGAAGUACGGAUUUGACGGCCUGGAUAUGGACUGGGAAUAUCCGGCAAAUAGGGGCGGUAGCCAGGAAGAUAAAAAGAACUUCGUGCUAUUGUUAAGGGAUUUGAAAGAAGCAUUUGAUCCUCGUGGCUUAUUGCUGACAGCAGCAGUAUCUGCUGGAGAAAGCACUAUUGAUUCUGCUUACGAUAUUCCUGCUUUAGCAAAGUAUCUUGAUUUGAUUAAUCUAAUGGCGUACGACUUUCACGGAGGCUGGGAUACUGUCACGGGUCACAAUGCUCCUCUAUAUCCCAGAUCGUCUGAAUCUGCUGCAAACAAAAAACUGAAUGUGGAUUACGCAGUCAAGUAUUGGAUGAAAAAUGGUGCUCCGGCUCAUAAAUUAAUAUUAGGAAUUCCUUUAUACGGUCGCAGUUUCACUCUCCAGAGCUCAACAGUAACUGGAUUCGAAGCUCCCGUAACUGGGAAAGGAAUGGCGGGAGAAUUCACCCGGGAACCUGGAAUGCUGGGUUACAAUGAAAUAUGUUCCCUGCUUAAAAAGGAAAAAGGUUGGAAAAUUGUCGUCGACAACGACGUGCAAGCUCCUUAUUGUUUCAAAGACAGACAAUGGAUCGGCUAUGACGACAUCAGGAGUGUCCCUAAAAAAGUCGAUUACUUACGUAAAAUGAAAUUGGGUGGAGCAAUGGUAUGGUCAAUCGAAACAGAUGACUUCAGAGGCAAGUGUCAUAGCUUCCGUUACCCUUUGCUGACAACCAUAAAUUCAGUUCUUAACGGAACAUCUGUACCUCUUCCCGAUGAAACUGGUCUUGAAGAAGAUAAUGAUAUAUCUCCAACAAGACACUCCUCAAGUUCCUCUCCCAGGCCCAGCUAUCCUCCAGUCAAAUCCUCCACCAAAUCUAGUUUUAGCACAACUAAAUCAACUGAUGGUACGUCUGAAGACUUCUUACCAUGUCCAAGUAGCGGAUAUUUCCGACACCCCACGAACUGCAAACUCUUUUACAUCUGUCAGCCAAAAAGCCCAACUAAAGAUAUGGGCUAUCGAGUCUACCUUUUCCAUUGCGGCGCUGGGACGGUUUUCAAUGAAGAAUUCAGAACGUGUGCCUUCCCAGACUCAGUCCCCAAAUGUUCCUAAAAAUGUCGUUUUUACCAGCCAUCUUUGGACAUAAAUAAAAAGUUUAGGGCGAAUGCAGAUGAAGCAUUGUACUGCAGAAUUUCUUUGAAUUGACCGGAAAGGAAAUCGUUUGUCGGAAAUGAAAAUUUAGGGUAAAAUGCUGAUUGAACACUGUACCACGGAGCCAAAUAUGCAGACUCAUUGACUGUAAUUAUAAUCAGCGCUGCUUUACCGGAAAUCGGAUGUUUUUGAUUAUCAUGGUAUCAUUUCAAUAAAGUACACAUUUGUGA
This is a messenger RNA of Uloborus diversus, 1911 nucleotides long. RefSeq names its product chitinase-3-like protein 1. The record is from RefSeq and is a predicted model, not a curated record. Gene Ontology annotation, biological process: carbohydrate metabolic process; chitin catabolic process. The transcript is spliced from 9 exons. Gene Ontology annotation, cellular component: extracellular region. The coding region runs from base 83 to 1642 and encodes 519 amino acids. Gene Ontology annotation, molecular function: chitinase activity; chitin binding. NCBI's taxonomy places the organism in Eukaryota, Metazoa, Arthropoda, Arachnida, Araneae, Uloboridae.